Molecule: messenger RNA, 2476 nt
Organism: Epinephelus lanceolatus (giant grouper)
Lineage: Eukaryota; Metazoa; Chordata; Actinopteri; Perciformes; Serranidae
Gene: prg4b
Product: proteoglycan 4b
Biological process (GO): immune response
Molecular function (GO): scavenger receptor activity; polysaccharide binding
Source: RefSeq, a predicted model, not a curated record
UGUGUUGAUGUGCUUCCAGCUGUUUGUGGGGAUUCAUGAUGUCUGGACUUACGGUCUGGUCUGGACUGGACUAGAGGAUCCUCCCUACAGCCUGUGAGAUCAUCUCACUUUUAAUUAGACCGGAUUUGCCAAUUAACGGGAAGUCAGCCGGUCCCUCUCAGCCUUUUAAAAGCAGCCGAGUCCAAACGUCCGGCGGAAUUCUGACAGAGGCUCAAACAAGAUGAGCAGAAGGAUGUCUUCCACUGUACUUUGUGCUGUUAUUUUGCUGGCCUGUGUCUUGACAUUAAGUGCUGCUCAGGCGAGCUGUAAAGGUCGAUGCGGUGCUGAGUACUACAGGGGUAACACAUGCCAGUGUGAUUACAGCUGCCUGUCUUAUGGAGAGUGCUGCAGAGACUUUGAAUCCCAAUGCACCACAAAAAACUCCUGUAAAGGACGGUGUGGAGAAAGCUUCAAAAGAGGCCGACUGUGUAGCUGCGACUCUGACUGCGUUAAGUACAAUCAGUGUUGUCCAGAUCACAAGAUCCACUGUGAUGCAGAAGACGAAAUCAGUGGAGCAGCCAGUGAAACUGCACCAGUGAAGACUAAUUCAUGCCAUAAUGUAAAUGAUAACAAACCCAAAGAGCCAACUGUGAAUGGAGCAACUGAACCUUCUACAUUCAGCGAGGGAAACAGUGCAGAUGACCCUUUGAUUCCACUGGUCAGUCCAACAUCAUAUCCCAAAGAUGAUCUCACUGAUGAUGUGUACAGCCAGACAUUUCCCAGUGAAUUGGACCCAUUGGACCCAGAGACAAGUCCGAUCCCAGAGAGCACCAGUGGCUAUGGAUUGUCUACAGUUGACCUGUUGGAUCAGAUUUCUAUUGAACCCACCCAGGAUCCAGACACUCUGGAGCUAAGUACAGAGACGUUUACAGUCUUCUCUGAGACACAGACGACCCUCUCAGAUAAUGAACCAACACAGGCCGAUAACAGCCCCUCCACCCUCGACCCUAUCACUGAAGGAGCCCCCACGGAGAGCACAGGUGCCAGUGAUGCUACCAGCUCAUCUGAUGCAGGAACAGCUCUCCCUGAGUCCACAACAUCAGCUGACCAUGACUCCAGCCAGCCUAAUCCAACCUUAGUACCCCAGACUGAUUUUUCUCCUACAGCUAACACCCCCGAGCUGGAGACAGUGGGACAGGCAGAGGCAAAGCCUGAGGAAGAGAUUUUGCCUGAGGAUCCAACGGUAGCCUCCUUAAAUGACCCAGAAGUCUCAACCCUGCACACCAGCACAGCCUCCGCAACCCCUGUGGCUCCAGUAUCCACAGGACCCACUCAAGGCUCCUCAACAAUGCUGGAAACGACACCCACCUCAGAGGCAACCACUCCAGUCCUGGCAGCCUCUGAAGAUCCUUCCACCAGCGUUUCUCCAGCAGGGCCCAGGGACAUGCCAGAGCUUGAUGCCCUGACGACCAGUGCUCCCUCAUCCACAGAUGCAGUGCAGGAUAACACAGCAGCUGAUGUUACACAAGAAGUCACCACUGCUGAACCGCUAAAUGUCACCCCAGACUCGACUAAAUCUACACCAUCUGAGGCCACCUCAAAACCCCAGAAGAAACCUGACCCAUACAAGCCAAUGCCAGCUAAGCCAACUCCAGCUAAACCCAGCUCCUCCAAACCUGAGACUAAACCUCUGGACGCCACACAAUCUCUCAGUACAGACGAUCCUAGAGAUUUCCAAGCAGACGACAGCAACGAUACAAAUCUGUGUAGUGGGCGGCCGGUCAGUGGAGUCACUACACUGAGGAACGGCACAAUGGUGGUUUUCAGAGGGCACUACUUCUGGAUUCUGGACAGAAACAUGGUGCCUGGUCCGGCUCGUGGCAUCACCCAGGUGUGGGGUGUCCCCUCUCCAAUCGACACUGUGUUUACCCGCUGCAACUGCGAAGGCAAAACAUACAUCUUCAGGGGAUCCCAGUACUGGAGGUUUGAAAAUGACGUGUUGGACCCUAACUAUCCAAAGGUCAUUGCAACUGGAUUUGAUGGGCUACGGGGCCACAUUACAGCUGCUCUGUCUGUGCCUCAGUACCAGACAAGGAGGGAGUCAGUUUACUUCUUCAAGAGAGGGGGGGCUGUCCAGAAAUAUUCAUACCAGUUUGGCACCAGUCCAUCAUGUAGCAGUGGCAGGAGAGUCCAGUACGCCGUUUACACAGUCCACAAACGAAUGGUUCGACAAGCAGUGUCUCUUCUAGGGCCAACCAUCAACAUCAGGACAUCUUGGAGAGGUUUCCCUUCCACCAUUACAGCUGCUGUGUCCGUCCCCAACAAGAGGGAACCAGAGGGAUACAAAUACUAUGUCUUCUCAAGAUCCAAAUCCUACAAUGUGAGGAUGGAUGGUAAACGUCCCGUCAUUCCUGCUCCUACAGCCAACGCGUCACCUCAGAGCAACAACUUCUUCAAAUGCCCCAACAAAGUGUGAUGAAAGUUGUGUCUCAUAAAC